Colletotrichum graminicola M1.001 is the source of this 1602-nucleotide messenger RNA. Its product is annotated as fungal specific transcription factor domain-containing protein. Gene Ontology annotation, molecular function: DNA binding; DNA-binding transcription factor activity, RNA polymerase II-specific; zinc ion binding. Lineage: Eukaryota; Fungi; Ascomycota; Sordariomycetes; Glomerellales; Glomerellaceae. The record is from RefSeq and is a predicted model, not a curated record. The transcript is spliced from 4 exons. Gene Ontology annotation, biological process: regulation of DNA-templated transcription; DNA-templated transcription. Bases 1 to 1602 code for a protein of 533 amino acids. Gene Ontology annotation, cellular component: nucleus.
AUGAGAUACUCAACAGCCUGCUCGGCGUGUCGAGCGCGACGGCGAAAGUGCGAGGUGCCUGUCGGCGGCGGCCAGUGCACGUACUGCGCGGCCCAAAACAUUGCCUGCUCGCGGGCAGGUUCCAUCAUCCAGCCCAAGGCUGCGCCUACCAGCCCAAUCUCCGUGACGACCCCCGAGACCCCGACCGUCACCGAAAUUAUGCUCGUCAGCCCGCCCGGAAUUACGCCCUCGGCAGCCGUCGCCGAUAAGGCGCUCUGCUUCGAGCUUGUGGAGUUGUAUUUCAGCUAUAUCCACGAUCAGCUCCACUCUCUCUUUCACAGGCCCAGCUUUAUGCUCGAUCUCCACGAAGGAACCGCGCCGCUGGUGCUGGUGUAUGGCAUGAUGGCGUUAUCAGCGAGAUUCUCCUCCAAUCCCAUAUUUAAUGGUAUCCCCCCCAUCUCCAGAGGAGAGCUCUUCGCCAACGAGGGGAACCUGUUGCUCAAUUUGCGCGAUGUGUCUCUCACCAGUAUCCAAGCGUGCGUCCUCCUCGGUGCAUACUCCAUCGUAGAAGGCGAGGCAGGCGCCGAGACCGUCUUCUACUCAGCGGCCUGCAGGACAGCCAACUAUCUUGACCUGCCCAACAUGCCCACUCCUGAUCCGCUUCAACGGGAGAUUCACAUCAGAGUAUAUUGGUCGCUCUGCAUGAUCGACGUUUGGUCAUCCACCGGUGUCAACCUUCCCCUUCUAAUGAACCGUCGGAUGGACGUCCCGUUACCCAUGAACGAAUCAACGUUCCUCAACAUGACCCGCGCAAACAACAAUCACUUUGAUUUCAUACUCUCCCCUAACCGGGAAGAUUCGCUCAUCGCUCAAAUGAUUAAGCUGAACAGCAUCUUGAUGAGAGUCAAUGACGCCAUCAAGAGCCUCACCUCCGAUGUUGACGUGACCAACAUUGACGAGACUGUAUCCCAGCUGUCCCAGGAGCUAGAGGCCUGGGAAGUUGAACUACCCCCGAGCCUCCGCGACACCCCGGGCAACCUCCACUCUUUCGCCACCCAAGGGCUGGGCCGUAUCUUCAUUGCUGUGCACACUGGUCACUACCACUAUAGCCAGCUGCUCUACUACCAAUAUCUCGAUGAAGUCCAACGUUUUCCUACAUCACCUACCGCCCAAAUGUUCGCCCGAAAGUGCAAAGAAAACGCCAUCUCCAUGUCACGCAUCAUCGACGUUGCCAACACCACACCCGGCUGUGACGCCAAGUUCAAUAUGCUUGGACACAUCAUCGUCAUUACUUCUUCCAUAUUCAUUCAUACCCUACUUUUCGAAACAGAUGAGGCCGAGAUUGCUAACGCCCGCGCAACCCUGGAGCGCCAUUUUAACGCGCUUGUUGCCUUACGCGUAUACUGGCCCGCGCUCGAAGUCUGCUUCGCCCGCUUAAAGACUUUCCACGAAUUGUGCCGCAAAAGCAUGAGCACCAGCUACCGUAUGGACCGUUGGAUGCUCAGAUUUCUGACCGAGUUUGCGAGGCCGAUUAACGAGAAGGAGCGGGACGAAGAUGGUCAUAUGGACCUCGACAGGUGGAGCGUGGGCAACAUCGGUAUCAGUCCGGAAAAUUGGGCAUGA